AUAAAUAACCUGAAGUUGUAAGGAAUGUAUAUGGGAAAGUUGCUGAGAGCCGGUUACAGAGGAUCAGAGGGAAAGGCAGAGUGUGAGUCGGCAGCAGCAGUACAAUGGAGCGACAGUGAGUGGCAGCAGUGCAAGCGGAUUGGCUGGGAGGGAGCGGAAUAGGAAUGUGAGAGAGAGAAAAGAAAAAAAAAAAGUCUCUUUCUGAUGAAAAGGCUCCAACAGCAGCAGCAGCAACAACAACUCUAUGGAUUCCUCUCUGCAGUGAGUGUGAGACUGAGUGUGAGUGACAGAGAAUAACAGAGAGGCUACAAAUAAUCCCCAGACUGGAGAUAAGGGGGUCGGUCACCAUGACAACCCACCCUGGGCUCCCCAGCCCUUAGGAAGGACAGAGAGCGACUGGACGGGGCACAUGUUGGGCACUGGGAUCUUCAUGCCGAUUCUUUUCCUGGGAAUUUGCCCAUAGGACGUAGAUUUGUCUGCGAAAUACAAACUUCAGGAUGGAGAACCGGGGGUGCAGCUGCCCUGGAGAGGUUCUUCAGUUCAUCAAGGGCAGAAAUGACCAUGACUUGCAACCAAAAUGCCACCAUCACUCAAAGGACAGGCUGGUGUAAAUUACCCCGGGACACUCUGGAACGGUCUCAGUCCGUGUCCCCCCCACCUGUGCUGUCUCCAAUCAAAAUCACUUCCUACCCCUUGAGUGACAGUGAAGAAUUCUGCAGAUCCACCCACUUUCCCAGCAUCCCCAGUAAUAAGCUGGUCAUCAAGGACUGGACCCUGCGAGGAUCAAACGCCCGUGACGGCCACCUAAGGGCUUCGGGGGCUGAUUCUUCGAGCCCUCUCCUAAAGUCGGUGAGCGUUGCUUGCCUGGAUAAUAGACUCUCUGUCUUUAAAGGGCCCAGCCAAAAGGAAAAUGUUGAAGAGCCCAAGGAUGGGAUUGGGGGACUUCAUCUGAAUCGGAGCACACUUUCCUUGGGAUUUGCUGCCAACCAGCGCAAUCGCUCUCUCAACAGGGCCCCAGUGCGCAGCCAAGCGCUCGAUAUUCGCCGGAAAAUUUCACAAUGGGAGUGCCGCAAGGAUUGCACCCCCAAACUGAGCUUGUUCAUGGACAGAGGAGAUCAGGACGACCUCUCCGCCAGUGAAGGAUGUUCCAGCAUUUUGACUUCACCAUGCAGCGAAAAGACCUUUGACUUUAAAGGGUAUCGGAGAAUGAGCAAGACGUUUUCCGAGUGUUCCUAUCCAGAAACCGAAGAGGAGGAGGCGUCUUUGGAACGGGAUUCUCAUCACAGGUUCGAAAGGAGGUCAAGUCGGACUGAGCCGGCCAAUGCUUUCAUCAGGGGCUACUCGAGGAAGGACUCUUCUGCCGUGCUCAACAGAAUCCAGAAGAUUGAGAAGGCCCUCAAGGACAACCCUGGCAUGGGCCUCCCGCAGUUGCCCAGCAGUUGUUACAAUGUGGAAUCAGGCAGGAAAAAGUCCAUUACGUCCGGUACUUUAGACAGUCCCAUUGACACCGGGGGAAUCGGCAAAGUUGGACCUGUACAUAAUGUAAAUGAUAAGGAACAAACACUUGAUAAAAACUCCAAAACUGUGCUGAACAAUUGCCAAACACCCAGCCCCGAGGUCAACCCUGUCCCCAAGCCCAAACGGACCUUUGAGUAUGAAGCCGACAGAAACCACAGGGGCAAACCCAGCAAUGGCCUGACUUGUUCCCCCACGGCUGUUUCGCCUCCCCCUCUCCCCUCUACCCCAGCGCCCCCGGCCACAAGGAGGUCCAAGAAAGACUCUCACCGGAAAAGCCAAAGCAGAAAAUCUCUAGAGUUCGAGGACGAAUCGAGCGUCCAGUCUGUGAGUCCGUCUUCCCCUGUAGAAAACGGUACGGAAAAGCAGCCCCGCUCGGGGCCCAAAAGCACUUUAGAAGAGAACGCCUAUGAAGAUAUCGUUGGCGAAUCCCACAAGGAGAAUCCUUACGAAGAUGUGGAUCUGAAAGGGAGGCACUUGAGUCGGAAGUCUCAGCCGUCCCCUGACAGUUGCAGGGAGACCCCCAGCAGGAUGUGGCGGUUGCAGGAGCGGAUGUACACCUCCCCCACCCAGCUCCCCACAAAGGGCAGUAGCCAGUCCUUACGGAUUGGAAGCCAGGCGGAGCGAAAAAGUCGCCAUGUGCCGCGAUUGCCCAAGCGCCACAGUCAUGAUGACAUGUUGUUACUGGCCCAGCUAGCCAUCCCGCCAUCUCCAUCCAGCCUGAAUGACGACAGUCUGAGUACAACUAGCGGGAUGCUGUCCACACGCAGGUCAAGGAGGAUCCCCAAGCUGGUGCAGAGGAUCAACUCCAUCUACAGCGCAAAGCGGGGCAAGAAGCGCCUCAAGAAACUGUCCAUGUCCAACCUGGAGACUGCGUCAUUGCGAGAUGAAAACAGCGAGAGCGAAAGCGACUCGGACGACAGGUUCAAAGCCCACACACAGCGCCUGGUUCAUAUCCAGUCCAUGCUGAAGCGGGCGCCCAGUUACCGGACCCUGGAGCUGGAACUCAUUGAGUGGCAGGAGAGGGAGCUGUUCGAGUAUUUCGUGGUCGUGUCGAUGAAGAAGAAACCCAUGAAAAACACGUAUAUCCCAGAAGUGACGUAUCAGUUCCCCAAGUUAGAGAGGCAGACGAAGCAGGUGCGAGAGGCGGAGGAACGCCUUAAAGCCAUCCCCCAGUUCUGCUUCCCCGACGCACGUGAUUGGACGCCGGUGUCGGAAUAUAGCAGCGAGACCUUUUCCUUCAUGCUCACUGGAGAAGACGGAAGCCGGAGGUUCGGAUACUGCCGACGAUUGUUGCCAAGCGGGAAAGGACCGCGGCUACCGGAAGUUUACUGUGUCAUUAGCCGCCUCGGCUGCUUCGACCUCUUUUCCAAGAUCCUGGAUGAGGUGGAGAGACGGCGCGGGAUUUCGGCGGCGCUCGUGUACCCCUUCAUGCGGAGUUUAAUGGAGUCUCCAUUCCCUGCGCCCGGAAAGACCAUCCGCGUGAAAACCUUCCUGCCUGGCGCUGGAAAUGAGGUGAUUGAGCUGCGCCGACCGAUGGACUCGCGCCUGGAACACGUGGACUUCGAGUGCCUUUUCAGGUGCCUGAGCGUCCGACAAAUCAUCCGCAUCUUCGCUUCGCUGCUCCUGGAGCGCAGAGUCAUCUUCGUGGCAGAAAAGCUAAGUACCCUGUCCAGCUGUUCACACGCCAUUGUGGCCCUACUGUACCCCUUUUCCUGGCAACAUACAUUCAUUCCUGUCCUGCCCUCCUCUAUGAUUGACAUCGUCUGCUGCCCAACCCCUUUCCUGGUCGGCCUGCUGUCCAGCUCGCUGCCUAAACUGAAGGAACUGCCUGUGGAAGAGGCCUUGAUGGUGGAUUUGGGCUCAGACCGUUUUCUACGGCAGAUGGACGAUGAAGACUCCCUGUUACCUCGGAAGCUACAAGCGGCCCUGGAACAAGCGCUAGAGCGGAAAAACGAUCUGAUCAAUCAAGACUCGGACAGCGACUCUGAUGAAGAAUACAACUCCCUCAAUGCUCUCGUCUCGGAGGUCUUUAUCCGCUUCUUCGUGGAGACCAUCGGCCACUACUCCCUGUUCCUUGUGCAGAACGAGAGGGGGGAGCGAGUGUUUCAGAGAGAAACUUUCCGCAAGUCUGUGGCCUCCAAGAGCAUCCGACGCUUCCUAGAGGUCUUUAUGGAGUCUCAGAUGUUCACCGGCUUCAUCCAGGAUAGAGAACUGCGAAAGUGCCGGGCAAAAGGUCUCUUUGAGCGGAGGGUGGAGCAGUACUUGGAGGAGCUGCCGGACACAGAACAGAGUGGAGUCAAUAAGUUUUGGAGAGGACUUGGCAACAAAAUGAAGUUUCUUCAUAAGAAAAACUGAGCAUUGCGCCCCCUCCUGGUAGUUCAUAUUAAUGACUUUAUAGCACUAUACCCGGAGCUGGGGGUCCCCCUCUAAACCAGGGAGGAAAUGUGGCGCCCCAAAUUAAAACCACUGUAAAAGCCCCGCCGGUUCCGCCGGAUUCUUAUAUAUAUAUUGUAAAUAAUGCGCCGUAGGCUUUUUCUAUGGAAUCUGUGGUAAACGUGUUGCUGAGAGCAGGAGUCACGUCUCUGCCUGGGGAUCGACUCGGCAGUGUGGCAGCUCCUACAGAACCACUGCGUUGGGAUGAGACAAUGUGUAUGAGACUGAGGAUGAGGAGGAAUCAGUGGAAGGGAGACGUCCUAUUGGCUCCGCCUCUAAUUACACUUGUUAAUGAGGAACGUUGUUAAUUUGUGUUUUAUGGUCAGUAAACUGUAUUCUGCCCCUUCUGCACUAUGACUGCGCCUAAUGCCCCAGAGACGAAGAUUGUGCCCCCCCUGCUGCCAAGAAUAGGUACAACCCUUUAUAGUAUGAGUGUGUCCAAUAAACCGUGUACAGAAA
Molecule: messenger RNA, 4410 nt
Organism: Xenopus laevis (African clawed frog)
Lineage: Eukaryota; Metazoa; Chordata; Amphibia; Anura; Pipidae
Gene: dennd2b.L
Product: DENN domain containing 2B L homeolog
Exons: 20
Coding region: 556-3873 (1105 amino acids)
Source: RefSeq, a predicted model, not a curated record